AUCCUGCCCAGCAUGACAGGGCCGCUUGCGCCAGCUUGGGCGCUUGCUGUGGCUGCGGUGAGCACCCUCUGUUUGUUUGUUUGGCGUUUGCUGUGGCGGUGGAACAGACGAGCAAGCCGGGCGGCGAGUGAGAGAUUCGACGUGCAUGGCUACGAAGGCACCACGCUGCACUACAGGAUGCCGCGAGGAGACAAACCCGCCAACAGAUUCAGGUAGGGAGAUUUGAGAAAGAUCCAUCACACAGAUCUGCCUCUGCCAUUGGACGCAUCUGUGUGUGUGUGUGUUUGCUACUAGCUACUUCAUUCGGAUGGACCUGAUGAAUCUGAGCACACCCGUGGACACUUGGCUGGUGCGCUUCAACCGCAGUCGGCACCUCAAGCAUCGCGAGGGCCGGCCGCUGAAUGAGGAGGUGCUGCGCCUGUGCCAAGAACAAGCAGCCAAUAGUACUGCAGAGGGCGCCGCUGUGCUGGACGGCCGGAGGCUGCGCAUGUACGUUUUGACUGGUGCGGACUACCUGGGCUACUCAUUUAACCCCAUCAGCAUCGUCUUCGUUUGUGAUGACGACACCGGUAGGUAUGGUAUGUCCCAGCCCAACCAACCACCGUGUCUGUCGCCCGCUCUCAGUUUGUUUGUGCGCUCUCUCGCCUCGCACACAACACAGGUGACUUGUUGUAUUUGGUGCACGAGGUGCACAACAUCCCGUGGCUGGAGCGGACUGCCUACGUGACGCCCGUCAGGCCCACUGCCCGGCCUCCCACCCCGCCCACUCCAUCGAGUGUGGCGUCCGACGGGAGUGAGAUCGAUGCCAAUGGCGACGAGAGCGACGACUGGUGUGAGGUGGAGCUGUCGCACUCACUCCAGGACAAGAAGAUGCACGUGUAAUGCUUGAAACAGACGCGCACGUGUCGGGCAGGGCAGGCAACACAGGUCGAUAUGAUGUCCCUCCCUGAUGUGUUUAUGUGGUCUGUGCUGUGCUGGGCGUAUGGAUGGCCACAGGUCGCCGUUCAACCCCCAUUCGGGUCUGGUGUACCGCUUCACCUACCCACACCUCGACAGACUCCACCUAAGGAGAAGACCAGUGCAGACGAGUGACGGGCCGACAUCCACAUCCACACCAAGACCCGCAUCCCUUGGGUGGCAUCUGCCUGACCGAAUCGAGAUGAAGGUGUCGGUCAUGGACAAGCAGACCCACCAGUCCAUCAUGUUCGCCGCCAUCGACCUCAGGUCAGCUAGAUGUCAUGUGACCAAUGAAUGACUGGCAGCCAAGCCGCCGGGAUCUGCUGCAUUGACUGCAUUGGUCUGUCUGUCUGUUGCAGGCGGGGCGAGUUCUCUUUAUUGCGUUGGCCCCGUUCUCUGCUGACGGUGUUUCGCAUCCACCUGGAGGCCUUCCUGCUGUAUGUGCGGGGGUUCGUCAUCUGCGACCACCCCAAGUGGGACGUUAGGGGCUAUGUCUUCCAAGACCCAGAGAGGCACAACAUGCACCACACACUCCCGCCAGACAGCCACUUCAACAAAAGAGAUUGAUUAGUAGGGAGGGGCGUUUGUUGGUUAGCGGGUGGAUUGAUUUGUGUCUGGUCGUGUGAGGUGAGGGACUCGAAAAUUCCUUUAUCAAGAGUACGUG
Vitrella brassicaformis is the source of this 1621-nucleotide messenger RNA. NCBI's taxonomy places the organism in Eukaryota, Vitrellaceae. The record is from the annotation of a GenBank genome assembly.